Messenger RNA from Salvia hispanica, 3314 nucleotides. Its product is annotated as protein SUPPRESSOR OF MAX2 1A-like. The record is from RefSeq and is a predicted model, not a curated record. Gene Ontology annotation, molecular function: ATP hydrolysis activity; ATP binding. Lineage: Eukaryota; Viridiplantae; Streptophyta; Magnoliopsida; Lamiales; Lamiaceae.
UGUUUUUCUGACAUAUUCCACCUUUUACACUCUUUUAUUUACCUCUCAACUAAAUCAAAAUUAAUUUCUUGUUACACAAAAUACGUCAGCCUGUUUUGUUGUUGCCUUUGUAUUUAUUGUAAAAAGAGGAGCCAUGUUUUGGUGUAUUGAUUGAGAGAGAAGGAGAAGAAGAAGAAAGAUGGUUUGUUUCACAUUUCGUUUUCGUGUUGAAUUAUUCCUCUCAACACCUUUUCACCUCCACACGCUUUCAAACUCAACUCAAGUCAAAUAAAUAAUUGAAUUUUGCAAUUUACAAUUUCGAUUUCGGUUUCAAUUGCUCGUGAUUAUGAGAUCAGGAUUCAGCACGAUUCAGCAGACGCUGACGCCGGAGGCGUCCGCCGUCGUGAGCCAGUCCAUCGCGGAGGCGCGGCGGCGGAAGCACGACCAGACGACGCCGCUCCACGUGGCGGCGGCGCUGCUGUCGUCGCCGUCGGGGUAUCUCCGGCAGGCGUGCGUCCGGUCCCACCCGAACUCGAGCCACCCUUUGCAGUGCCGCGCGCUCGAGCUCUGCUUCAGCGUGGCGCUGGAGCGGCUCCCCACGGCGCAGGGCGCGGCGGCGCCGGAGCCGCCGGUGUCGAACGCGCUGAUGGCGGCGCUGAAGCGGGCGCAGGCGCACCAGCGGCGGGGGUGCCCGGAGCAGCAGCAGCAGCCACUCCUGGCGGUGAAGGUGGAGCUGGAUCAGCUGAUCAUCUCCAUCUUAGACGACCCCAGCGUGAGCCGCGUCAUGAGGGAAGCCAGCUUCUCCAGCCCCGCCGUCAAGGCCGCGAUUGAGAACGCCAUCGCCCCCAAAUUGUUCUCUAAUAAUCCGCCUCAGCUGUCGCAGAAUCGGAACGUCUAUUUGAAUCCGCGCCUGCUGCUAAACGAGGAGGUGAAGAAGGUGGUGGAGGUUAUGCUGAGGGGGCAGAAAAGGAACCCGAUUCUCGUGGGGGAUUCGGAGCCGGAGGGGGUGGUGAGGGAGUUGCUGAGGAAGGUGGAGAGCAGGGAGUUUGAGAGGGAUGGGAUUUUCAAGAAUGUAAGUGUGAUUUCAAUGGUGAAGGGGGUUUCAGUGGAGGAGGUGGGAGGGAUUUUGGAGAGCAGGAUUAGGAGUGGAGGGGUGAUUCUUGAUUUGGGUGAUCUGAAAUGGGCGGUGGAGCAGCCGAUGGCGGUGGCGGAGAUGGGGAAGGUGGUUGCAAGAUUCAAGGGAGACGGUGGUAAUAAGCUUUGGUUGAUUGGGACUGCAACUUGUGAGACUUAUUUGAGGUGCCAAGUUUAUAAUUCUACAAUGGAGACUGAUUGGGAUCUUCAAGCAUUGCCGAUGGCUCCGAGAUCGCUGCCCACCGGGGCUUUUCCGAGAAUUGGAGCUGAGAGACUUUUGAGUAUGCCAGUGGAGCCUCUGAAGGGUCUUCCUCCAUUAAGUAGGCGCAUAUUUGAGAGCUCCAAUUCAUCUGAACGAGCCCCCUGCUGCCCUCAGUGUUCGGAGAAUUAUGAGAAGGAGGCGGCCAAGCUCACCACGGUUCACAAGUCGUUCACGGAAGCAUCACUGCCACCAUGGUUGCAAAAUGCCAAACUCAAUACUAGUGAUGCUUCACAAGGACUUGUCUCCAAGCAGAGAGUUCAAGAAUUGCAGAGGAAAUGGAGGGAUAUAUGUUUGCAUCUUCAUCCCAACUUCCACGGUUGCAGACCAACGCUCUCUAUGGCAAGCUUGCAUAGUCCGAACCUUCUCACACCACCAUCGCUCCACCUUACGCUGCAGGGAGCAAAGUCCUUGCAGCUCAACACUGAUCAAGCUACUCAUAGCCCUCCAGGAAGUCCUGUGAGGACUGAUCUUGUUCUUGGACGAAAAGGUACCAUUUGUGAAGAUCAAGCUAGAGACUUAUUGGAUUGUGUCUCGUUCCAACCACGGACAAAGCCACUCGAUAAAUUAUCUAGCACUUUGGAUGCGGAUGUGUACAAGAAACUGCUUAAGGGCCUCAUGGAGAAGGCGUGGUGGCAGGCAGAGGCAGCCUCCAAGGUGGCCUCUACCAUUACGAGUUGCAGAUCAGGCAAUGGGAGACGUCGGGGGGCUGCAUCGAGAGGGGAUAUAUGGCUGUUGUUUACAGGUCCUGAUAGGGCUGGGAAGAAGAAGAUGGCAGCAGUGAUAGCUGAGCAGAUUUGUGGGACUAAUCCUUUCAUGAUAUGUCUUGGCAUGCGACGAGAUGAUGAAGAACAAGAGGCUAACUUCCGAGGUAGAACAGCCAUUGACCGGAUAGCAGAGGUGGUCUGGAGGAAUCCAUUUUCGGUGAUCAUGCUUCAAGACAUCGACGAAGCGGACAUACUGUUCCUAGGGAGCAUCAAACGUGCCAUUGAGAGGGGCCGGAUUGCUGAUUCUAAUGGCCGCGAGGUCAGCCUUGGCAAUGCCAUCUUCAUCCUCACUGGCGACUGGUCAGCAACGAAUGCUGAAGCUCUAAGAGAUGCCAGAUUUGUAGAUGAAAAGAAGCUUGCUGCCACAGCCGGAGGCAGUUGGCGGUUAGGCCUAGUUGUGAGGGAGAAAACAAGCAAACGCCGUGCUAGUUGGUUGCAGGACGUUGAUCAUGAUUAUGAUGAUGGUAGGCCGAUGAAGCCACGGAGAGAGGCUGCGUGUGGUCUCUCGUUGGACUUGAAUCUCGCAGCUGGAGACGCAGAGGAUGAUCGAACGGAUGGCUCUCAUAACUCGAGCGACCUCACUAUCGAUCACGAGGAGGAGUUCAGCCAUGCCAACCAGCAUAUUUCAGUUACAUCAGUUCCUCAUGAUCUUCUCAACAAUGUGGAUGAGUCUGUCGUGUUCAAGGCCGUCGACUCUGCCUUCACUCGGACAGAGAUCAAGAAGGCGAUCGCCUCAAAAUUUUCAACUACGGUGGACGAAAACUUGUCUUUAGAGAUAGAAGAUGAUGUGCUAGACAUGAUCCUAGGAGGCCUAUGGCAUGAUAAGACCAGUUUGCAGGAAUGGAUUGAGAAGGUUCUAGAACCGAGCUUCGGUCAGCUCAAGCCCCGGGUAUCGGGUAGUGGCCAGAGUGGCGCUGUGGUGGUCCAUCUUGGGGUCGAAUCGGACUCCGACAGCCGUGGGCGGAGCAGGAACAGGGGAGAUUGGUUGCCUAGUAGCAUCUUAGUAUGAAUGAAAGAAUGAGAGUAAUGUUUGAGGGUAUAUAAAUGGUAUUUCUUGUUCCUGUUGGGGUCAUUUGUAAAUAUAUAAAACUUUUGGCUUUGGGAGGGGAUGGUUUAGAAAUUUGAAGACUUAGAAACUUAAAAGUUGUUAAAGAAAAAAACUUUUUAGAGAGUGA